Molecule: messenger RNA, 1018 nt
Organism: Somion occarium
Lineage: Eukaryota; Fungi; Basidiomycota; Agaricomycetes; Polyporales; Cerrenaceae
Source: the annotation of a GenBank genome assembly
GAGCGUGGCUGUCAACUUCGCAGUGAACACGGCUGCUGGCGGCUUCAUACCCUGCUUGAACCCCCCACGACCCACUACUUCUUGUCAAAAUGUGGCUUACGGACGCGCAAAAGAUCGGCGUGGCUCUCACGACAUUCGGAGGGCUCUUCAUGCUCUUGGGUGUCAUGCUCUUCUUUGAUGGUGCUCUUCUUGCACUCGGCAACUUGCUCUUCCUAUCCGGUCUCACGCUCAUCAUCGGUCCACAGAAGACGUUCUACUUCUUUGCACGAAAACAGAAGCUGCGAGGGACCGUAUGCUUUAUUGGAGGGAUUAUUUUGGUUUUCUUGAAGUGGCCGUUCAUUGGUGUCGUUAUAGAGACCAUCGGGUUCUUGAAUCUCUUUGGAGACUUCUUCCCCGUAAUUCUCACAUUCCUGAGACAAGUGCCUUUUGUGGGGAGCUUGCUCAAUCUCCCGUAUAUUCGAGACGUAAGUCAAUGCUGUCGUUCUUCCUCCUUGCUGCCAAGCCAUGUAUUGACGGCUUCUGUACGUUAUAGGUAGCAGACCGUAUAGCGGGUUCACGAACAUCUGUUGUAUGAGAUUGGGCUGCUGCUUUUAUUUAUGGCUUGGUGAACAGCAUCACGGCGAAGAACCAUAUUGAAAGGCUAGCAAACGGCCUACUCACUAUGCUGGGGCUCUGGUCCUGACCUUGCAGUCAUCAACAAGGUUUGCCAACCGGUAGGGCUAUCUCCUCAUCAUUUUUCUCAUCCACCUCCCAUCCAUGUCACCCAACUUUGCCAUGCAUCUUGUUUGAUUUCGGGCUUCAUGUUACCCGUCUAUGUAUUCUCUAUGCACCAGCAAUCAACUGAUUACAGGAUGACGGACUGACUAGAUUUUAAUUCAAACAUUAGGGAAUUCGGCUUCUCAUCAACAUUAUCUUCGUCUACUCGAAUAUUGGCCUGCAAUGAAGGCGAUUGCAGCUCCAAAGGUCGUUGCCUUUUCUGGUAAUGUUCACCCAAAUCAAGUAAUUCUUUGCUGGAUCC